Molecule: messenger RNA, 1115 nt
Organism: Acinonyx jubatus (cheetah)
Lineage: Eukaryota; Metazoa; Chordata; Mammalia; Carnivora; Felidae
Gene: FXYD5
Product: FXYD domain containing ion transport regulator 5
Exons: 11
Coding region: 218-835 (205 amino acids)
Biological process (GO): regulation of sodium ion transmembrane transporter activity
Cellular component (GO): membrane
Molecular function (GO): sodium channel regulator activity
Source: RefSeq, a predicted model, not a curated record
UCUUGGUCCCCGCCCGCCAGCUCUCCCCUGGCCACACCCUCCGCCGGGACGCCGCCACCGCCGCUGCCCUCUGUCCACGAGGCUGCCGGCUUGGGACCCCCAGCACUGACAAGGGGGUGGUGGCCGGGUCCCCCACUUCUAAAACCCUCCCUCUGUCCUGGAAGACCAGCUGUCAGCCUUGGCAGGGGGUCCUUGAAGCCACAGGUGCUCGCUCAGGAUGUCGCCCUCUGGUUGCCUGUGUCUCCUCACCAUCAUUGGCCUGCUUCUCCCCACCAGAGAGUCAGUGAUUAUCCCCACUUCGCCGAUGAGACAGAUGAGGCUCAGAGAGGGGACUCCAGCUGCUCCAGGACAGACAUUGAAGGAGACCACAUCCAUUCCUUCGGCAGACACAAUCACUGUGAACAUUCAUGCCCUGACUCAAACCCCAGACACAGUCCACCCAGAGUCCCAGUCCACCCCUCAGACAUCUCUGCAGGCUGGUGGAACAAGGCAGGAGCAGACGGAGGAGACCCACACCCCACGGCCGACGAGAAUGGAUGUGCUCCCAGCCACAGAUCCGAGGACCGGCCAGAGCGGCCCGGAAGCCACUCCCUCUGCCGCUCCCACUAAAGGCACCACGCUCUUCAAGAGGCGAUCUCCAGGCAAAGACGUCAGGCCGGACGCUGCCCUCGGGCCGACGGGCGCCAGUGAGGACAACCCCUUCUCCUACGACGAGGACACUCUCCGGAAGCGGGGGCUGUUGGUCGCAGCCGUGCUGUUCAUCACGGGCAUUGUCAUCCUCACCAGUGGCAAGUGUAGACGGUUACCCCAAUUGUGCCGGAACUACAACAGGUGAGACCAUCGGAAGGAGGGGCCGGUAACCGAAUCGAGGGGCACCCCGAGACUGAGCCCCCACCGGCUCACCGUGCCCAGCCACCUCCCUCCCCUCGAUGAGUCUACAGAAUAAUUGGUAGAGCCCAGCCCGAGAGGGAAGACCCAGAUGGAGACAGAGCCGGGCUGAUGCUCCAAGUCCCCUGCCCAUCCUGAGGGCUGCUCGGCCCCCUGGGCACUGCCCCCAACCCCGUGCUCCGGUGUCCCAUGCUGUUCAGACGAAAAGUAAAGCACUGUGGUCCUUG